AAACUCAUUUUAACCGUGUUGGGUUAUUAUUUUUGUUUGUGUUAUUAGUGGUGCGCCGUGUCUCCCGCCCCCUUUAUAUCGUGACGUUUUACAGAUUCCUUGCGAGUGUCAUUUCUCUGCGUAUCUUUUUUAUUUUUCCUGCUCAACGCAUAUUCAUCACCGUGCUCGCUGUGUGUAACGUUACACCUGGCUCCGCAGCCGCUGUUUACCUCGGUCUCUUGUCACCAGUCGGCUUAUACCUGCAAAGUCCUGACUUCAGAAAUACGAAUCGCGACUGACUCUCCGAUGCUCCAUCUUUUUUACGGGUAACUUCAGAGAGGACAUCGGAUGAUGCUUUUCUGCGUCUGUUUUUCUGCCAUGCACCGACUCCUCACCGAAAGCUGCCAGAGCUGUGGUUAACGCGAGCUGAGAGAAGCUAGCGACAGAAGAAGGAGAACCAUUUGAUGGAAGAAAAGAAAAAGAAAAGACAAGAAGAAAAGACCAAGAAAGACACCGCUCAGAAAAAGGCUGCUGAUCAGAAACCCAAAGUGCCAGAGCCUGCUCCCAUUAAGCCCAGCCCCGGCCCAUCCCACCACCUCCACCCUGCCAGCCUCGCGCUGCCCCUCUCCUCCUCUUCUUCUUCUGGCAAUGGCAAGCACACCUCCUCCAGUAGCCAGCUCCCGACUCAGACUCCCCCUCUACAGCAGUGCCAGUUGUCCUCUGCCAGUGCUCGCUACCCGCCCAGAGAGGUGCCCCCGCGCUUCCGCCAGCAGGAGCACAAGCAGCUACUGAAGAGAGGCCAGCCACUGCCUGCAGGAGCCCUCAGCGCUCUGACCCUCUCCUCCUCUUCCACCUCCUCAACUUACUCCUUUUCUACGAGUACAAGCAGCACUACCCCAAACUCUGCCACGUCCACUGCGGGCAAACACCACCCAGACAUAUCCCUCCAGUGUGGCUCUGGUGCCCAGUAUGAGACCUCUCGUUGGGGAGCCUCUUUGCCAGUUGAAAGCCCAACCAGUGCUAACAGCUGGGACAAAGUGAUUAUUGACGAAAGUGACAAAGAAACUUGGAACUACAUCAGCCACAAUAGUGACCCCAACAACUCUGCAGCACUAGAAUGCCCCUUAGGCUCAGCCAGCUCUAACCUAGACACCAGUGCUAUCAGUAUAUCAAUGAGUAUGGCCACAGGUGCCGCCGGCCAGCAGGCCCACUACACCUCUCUCAAAGCUAACAAUAAUAUGAUGACGGGACCUGGGUCAGCCAAUACACUAGCUGGUAAUAGAGGCUGGAGCUCUGAUGUGAAACAAGAAAGUAUGAAUGGUGGUCGAGUAGGAGCACCCAAUAACUGGGGCGCUCCCAAUUUUAACUUGAAUCUCAAUCCCAAUGCCAACCCAUCAGCAUGGCCUGUGCUGGGCCAUGAAGGUGGUGAUCCCAAUGGAGUCUCUAACUCUGCAUCUCUCCCACCAGGUAUUAAUGGCAAUGGAAACAUGGGAAAUGGGAGCCCAGGAGGUACUGAUAAUGGUGGGGGAGGUUGGGGUGGCAUGCUAAGUCCCAAUGAAAAUGAUCAGCGCCCUUCAUGCAACACAAGCUUGUCCUUCAAUAUGGACCUUAACACUGAUGGACCAAACCACACUAAGCCACAACAGCAAGUUCAAGAGCCUAUGAGCCCUAUCCACGGCUUAACUGGCUGGGGAGGCCAAUCACCCACCGAAUCAUCCCAGCUCAAUGGGGACAAAACAAGCACCUCUUUAUGGGGUGGUGGAGAAACAAAGGCAGCUGACUCUCCCAAGGACUCAGGCUGGGACUCAAAUCCUUCAAGAGGGCAUUCUGCCUGGGGCCGCCAAGGCAGUGGUGGAGGGAGUAGUGGAAGUGGUGGCUGGGGUGACUGGGGGAAAUCUGCUGGGGGUGGAGAUGGAUCUAAAGGCUGGGACUCAGUAGAUGCUGGUAGUUCAGGUUCAGGCCAAGAGCAGCCACUUAGUUCAUGGGGCCAGCAGCCUGGAACAGCACCAGCAAGUGAUGGUAGUGGAGACAGCAGUGAAGGUAGAUCCCAGCAGAGAGACAGGUCCUCCAGCAUGGAGUUUACCCCUGGGCCACCCCGACAGGACCUGGACCCUAGGGUGCUGAGCAACACAGGUUGGGGACAGACCCCCAUUCGACAGCACACUGUAUGGGAGAUGGAAGAAGCCAGUUCUGAUGAUAGCAAGAGCAACAGCAGCUCUGUAGGAGGCUCCAGCUCUAAUGGGGGACCUUCAUCCACCAAUGGAGGUACCAUUAAUCCCAACAUCGGCUCUAGACAGCGCCCUGGGUCUGGGGGAAAAAGUGACAAAGGAGAAUCAUCAUCCUCUGGUUGGGGAGCCCCUCCACCUCAGCCAAUCCAGACUGGAUCAGGAUGGGGAGAACCUCCACAGUCACUUAACAAAGCCUCAAAUGGCACUACAAAUAACUGGGGAGACCCUUUGACCACAAAUGGUCAUAAAAGUGGGGGCACACCGUCCUGGGGUUCUGAGGACAAGUCACCAAAUUGGGAAGAUGGCCCUAAGAAAAGUCAGCCUACUAGCUGGGGUGAAGGCCCCAAAAAUAACCAUGGACGGGGAAGGAGUAAUGGUGGUUCCAAUGGCCCCAGCACAGGAGACUGGGGAGAAAAAGAGGUAAAAAACAAUGGUUCCUCCAGCAGCAUGUGGGAAGGAGAAGGUGGUAAUGGAGGAAAUGGUGGAUGGAAGGAUAGUCCCAGAGGAGGAAAUAGAGAAGGAGGCUGGAGCAAGCCUGCUCCUGCUGUGAGUAAUAGCAGCUGGGGGGAGAACCCACGUUCUAAUGGCCCAGUACAGGGAGGCUGGGGAUCAUCCAAGCCCCAGGAAAGCAGCAGCAGCAGCAGCAGUAAUGGAAGUGGUGGAGGAGGAGGAGGAGGAGGAGGAGGAGGAGGCGGCGGAGGAGGCGGCGGAGGCAGCAUUGGUUCUUGGGGUGGUCCUGGUUCUGUGAAACAGAACACCUCUACCUGGGGAAAUGUCAGCAAACAGGAGCAAGUCAAGGAAACCAGUGGCUGGCUGGAGCCCUCCCCUCCCUCCGUCCGUAGGAAUAUGGAGAUUGAUGAUGGAACAUCAACCUGGGGCGAAUCCACUACCUUCAACAAGUCUGCCAACAUGUGGGAUCGCAACAAUCCCAAUAAUGACCAAGGCAACAGCGGCUCAACUCCCAGUAAGAAUGGUGGCAUGAUUAUGCCCAACAAUAACAUCAACAAUCACUCUGUCAGCCCUGGGAACAACAAUCACCAUCAUACUCACCACGUGCACCACCAUCCCCAUCAUGGCCAACCCCCAACUCACCUGCAACACCAUGGAAACAACAAUGGGUCACCCAACAUUGCUGUCUCACAUCAAGGUCCUGGUCCCCAAGGCAGACCCCCGCUUGCCAACCCAGGCUGGGGAGAGCUUCCCAGUGUUCAGCCCAAGUCUGAGCCUGCUUGGGGAGAGCCAGCAGCUCCAACAUCAACCGUAGACAAUGGUACCGCUGCCUGGGGCAAGCCCCAAAGGGGAGUAGGAAUGUGGGGAGAUGGCAGUCAUGAGUCCUCUGGACCCUAUGGCAGGGCCAACGGGCCCCAAGGUUCUACGCCCUGCAAGCCAGGCCCAAAACCUAUGCAAGAGGGUUGGGGAAAUGGAGGAGAGGAGAUGGGCAUGUCUACCAGCCAAUGGGACACUGAGGAUGGGGACAUGUGGAACAGCCCCACCUCCCAGGAGAGCAGCUCCUCCUGCAACUCUUGGGGCAAUGGACCCAAGAAAUUCCCAAGCAAGGGGAAGAUGGGCAACAAGCCAGAUGAGGCUUGGAUCAUGAAUCGUCUCAUCAAGCAGCUCACUGACAUGGGCUUUCCGAGAGACCCUGCUGAGGAAGCUUUAAAGAGCAACAACAUGAACCUUGACCAGGCCAUGAGCGCCCUGUUGGAGAAGAAGACGGACCUGGACAAGAGGGGUAUGGGCAUGUCUGACUACAGCAACGGCAUGAACAAGCCCAUGGUGUGUCGGCCCUCAGCACUCUCCAAAGACCCCUCUGACCGCAACACCUUUCACGACAAGGAUGGAAUGCUGUCAGACGAGGCCUCCCCAUCACCGUUUCUGCCUUCCCCCAGCCUGAAGCUCCCCCUGGCCAAUAGUAGCCUUCCCGGGCAGGGUCUGGGACAGGGCAACCCGGGGCUGGCCAUGCAAAACUUGAACAACAGACAACAGAUACCCAGUGGAAUGUUUGGCAGUAGUGGAGCAGCACAAACCCGGGCCAUGCAGCAGCAGCAGCAGCAGCAGCAGCAGCAGCUACAGCAGCAGCAGCAGCCUCCUCAGCCACCUGUGCAACCUCUCAGCUCCUCCCAGCCUAGUCUACGUGCUCAAGUGCCUCCGUUUCUCACCCCUCAGGUCCAAGCACAGCUCUUGCAGUUUGCAGCAAAAAACAUAGGUCUGAACCCUGCACUUUUAACCUCACCAAUAAACCCUCAACAAAUGACCCUGUUGUACCAACUUCAGCAACUGCAAAUGGCGUACCAGCGUUUACAAAUCCAGCAGCAGAUGAUGCAGGCGCAGCGCAAUGUUUCCGGGCCCAUUAGACAACAAGAGCAGCAAGUUGCACGUACAAUCACCAACAUGCAGCAGCAGAUCCAGCAGCACCAGCGUCAGCUUUACCAGGCGCUGCUGAUGAAGCAGCAGCAACUUCCCUCUCAUUCCUCCUCCUCUUCCUCCUCCUCUGGUCUGCAUCACCCUGGUGGCCCCACUGGAGGCCAUGGCUCCGGCAAAUCAAGCCUGGACCCCUUCACAGGCUCACACCAGGCUCCGGGCCUCGUUGACACAAUGCACACCAAAGAGCUGCCAUCUUCGCCCAAUGCCUACAGCUCCUACUCCCUUUCUGGACUGAAUCCAAACAUGAAUGUAAACUGCAUGGAGGUCGGGGGUCUGUCCCUGAAGGAGCCCCCUCAGCCCCAAUCCCGCCUGUCCCAGUGGACACACUCCAACUCCAUGGACUCUGGCAACUCCUCAAACAUGGAGCACAACCUCAAUAAGCAUGGUGCCAUAUCUGCUGCCUCCAAUCUGGGCCCCCCUGGGAAGCCCCCCCAUCUAGACGACUCCUACAGCCCUUACAAUCUUAUGUCCGGCUCUGACUCCCCCACCAGCCCCCUGGUACCCCAUGACAGUUGGGGCCAGGGCAAGAGCCCCAAUGAAAAGAUCACAAACGGAACCAACAUUAACUGGCCCCCAGAGUUCUGCCCAGGUGUCCCAUGGAAGGGCCUUCAGAACAUUGACCCUGAAAAUGACCCCAACAUGACUCCCGGCAGCGUCCCCAGCGGUCCCACCAUCAACACCAACAUCCAUGAUGUCAACCGAUACUUGCUGCGGGACCGGAAUGGAGGUAAACUCUCUGACAUGAAGUCCACCUGGUCCCAAGGGCCCAUCUCACAGAGCCAAGGCUCACUGUCACAUGAGUUGUGGAAAGUCCCCCAGGGGCCACGCAGCUCUGUAGCUCCUUCCAGACCCCCACCAGGCCUCACCAGUAGCAAGUCCUCUUCUACCUGGGGCGGCAACUCGCUGGGCCUGGCCCAAGGCUGGAGCAGCUCUUACACCUCCGAGGGAACCACCUGGAGUACUGACAGCCCCACCAGGACAAGCAGCUGGCUGGUGCUGAGGAAUCUCACUCCACAAAUUGAUGGUUCAACUCUGCGGACCCUUUGCAUGCAGCACGGCCCCCUGGUCACAUUCCACCUCAACCUGACCCAGGGAAACGCCGUGGUACGCUACAGCUCCAAGGAUGAGGCCGCCAAGGCCCAGAAGUCUCUGCACAUGUGCGUGCUUGGAAACACCACUAUCCUUGCGGAGUUUGCCGGCGAGGAGGAGGUGAACCGCUUCUUUGCACAAGGUCAGUCACUAGCGGCAAACACCACUAGCUGGCAGGCCAACCCGGGAACCAAUCAAAACCGAAUGGGCGGAGCGCCACAGUCCCACUCCAUUGGCCAGUGGAGCAGCGGUGGCAGCAAGAACAGCGGCAACGACCUGCUGUGGGGCGGAGUGCCUCACUACUCCAGCCUUUGGGGACCGCCGAGCGGAGAGGACGCCCGCGUGAUCGGGAGCCCUACCUCCAUCAACACCCUGCUGCCUGGAGAUCUACUGAGUGGGGAGUCCAUGUAGGAUGAUGCCACGAUACACUAACCGACCGACCACCGUGUCAUGUAAGCCAAUCGGUGGUUGAUGAGGUGGCAAAAAAUACAAAACAAACAAAAAGAUUUAAGUGAACAGGAGCAAAACCCAAGCAAAUCAUGUGGCGAUAAUCAGUAUCAAUUUGAACUGUUUUGAACUGUGAAAUGUGACUCAGAAGGAAGGGGGGUCCCUACCACAGACUGCAGACUCCACUCCUUCUGUUUUACUUUUAUCCUUCUGUUUUUAUUUCUUUAAUUUUUUUAUGGAAAGCGGCAAGUUGUUUUCCUUUUGGUAUUUUUGAAAUGCUUCAUAUAAAACAAACUGAAACGAGAGACACAACACAAAGAAACCUUAUAAGUAUUUUUAGUUUUUCCAUAAGUGUACAUGACAUUCUGUGCGAAGUGUUUUUAGGAGAAGCAAUCAGAGCUGCCAUCUGAGACUUUCCUUUUCCCUCCCAAAAAAGAAAACGAAUCAUCCAAAAAUAAGACUUAAAACGACCAUUCCCAGCAUGUCCAUGGCCAAUGAUGCGGUUCGAAGACCUUUACUAGUUAUGUCAACGUUGUUUUCUCAGCACUAAUAUUAGCCUUAAGUGCUCUCUGGCCCAGGUCCCAUGUUUGUUUUGUAACUGAAGAAAUAGCUGAAAUCUUGCACAGUUUCAACUCUGAGCCAGCAAGUGGUACAGGACACAAUUGGUGACUAACUCUGUCACUGGGCAGUUAGAAGGCCUGGCCAUGUGACUGGCCCUGCCAAUCAUCAGCUUAAUGAUUUUAAUUUGCCUUCUCAAAGGAAUUCCUCAGCUCUUUAAUGUUCUUUUUUUUAUUAGGUUUAGACCCGAGCGCAUUUUUGAUAUCUGUCCCAACAUAUAAGCUGAGAGAAGAUUAUUCAUCAACCUUGUCUCUGUUUUCAUACAUGACCUGUGUAUGUCCGGUGGUGCCCAAUCACUGAUGUCUGCGAGCCCAGAUCCUUCUGGUCACCUUCGACUGGGAACUCACUGGUUCUUUGUUGAAUUUUCAAUUAUCCAGUUUGAUAUGAAGCCCAGUGGUCUGAAUGAUCAUCAAGUUUUUUUGGGCAGUUCAUUGUGCAAUAUACAUGAUAGACUUUUCUUCCGUCCAUACUCGAUGUCCACCGGAGCUGGUUUCUCUUAUAUUUUUAUUUUCUUUUUUUGAUUGUUGCUGAUUGCAGCAAAAGACUUUGGAACUCAAAAAGAAAUUACCACCAUACCCCCUUUUCACAACUUGGAUUCCCUCCAGGCUGCCAAUCCCCCUGAUACUGUUGGGUAAACUCUGCAAAGAGGAAGAAGCAACUUUUGAACUGUGCAUACAGCCAACUGUACUGAAGAGUGAAACUGGGUACACACAUGCAUUCUUCCUCUCUGCGUGCCACAGCCACACCCAACAGAGACUGAAUCUACAGUGGGAUUGGAUGGUUCUGGGUAUCUGGCACAAUACCAAAUAAGAGGGGUUUCUCCUAAUGCAGUAAACCUACGAGUGUUCCUUGCGUUUGGUACUGUGUAAACAGAAGAGACUAAGACUUUUAUAAAUUCAAAGGGUUUUAUCAUAGCACUUAUGAAGAGCAAAUCGCUUCAACUGCAAUCCAAUAAAUCAAAAAAAGGAGCAGCAAAAACAUAGGAAAAAAAACAAAAAAAAAACUGCUCUUUUAUGUACUGUAUCAACUUCUUGGAAAUGUGUCUGGCGAUGUUCCUCUGGUAGCAGGAUGAAGGGAAACAGAACUGAAAUGUACCAUUGGACUUUUGGCGGGGGGAAACUGCAGUCUACGAUUCCCCCCCCCCCCCCCUUUGAACUUUAUCAAAGUGAAUAUCACUGUCACUCCAAAUGUUUUCGCCUUCUUCUGUUUGGAGGCACAAGACAUGCAACGUCAGCUGUCUCUCGACGCCUGCUGGCCCGUCAAGCCGGUCGGUCGGUGGAUGAGUCCAAGUGGGGUGGGGAGGUGGAGUGUCCACUGAGUGCCUCUAUGUUGUGGUCCUCUGGGUGUCAAGCGGCAGCCCCACUUCCUCCCGGGCUCCACUUGACCAUCCCUUAGUCUGGCAAGAAAGCGGUUCCUCCGAGGCUCGGCCAAUCACGGCCCUCUGCCACGCAAACACGGGCGGCAUCUCAAAACGGGGGGCCCGCCACCACUCAACCCUGCGGUCGUCCUGCCCUCCCCCCCUCAUCUCUCAGUUCUUUGACACAAAGAUCACUUUAGCUGGAAGAUGUAAUAGUCAUAUUUCUGGAAUUUUUGCCAGUGUACUUUCUUUUCUUUUUUUUUUGAAAAAAAAAGGAUGAUUUGACUUUGUUUCCAAUGUGUUCAAUUGUUACUUUUUGUCUAAAUGCAGUGGUCUACAAUAUACUGGCUGCUGACUAGCCCUUCACUGUUCAUAUGCAGAAACACUUUGGUCAGAGGUGCCUCUGUAUGUUCAUCCUGUGUAUUGAAUGCAAAACGAGGAUCAAUACUACAGACCGUAAUUGAUUGUCUAUUUUUUUUUUUUAAAUGAUAAUGCUUUUGUGUUGGACAGUAUUCUGUAGUACUUCCAGGUAGUACCUUGAGAUGUGUAAAAAAAAAAAACAGAAAAAGAAAAAAAAGGGGUGUGGGUGUGUGUCGCUCCAAGCUGCUCCGCCUGUCCGCAGGCUGUCCCCCCUUACCCUUUGCCUAGCUGCUACGCUAUAACCUCCUCACCUCCACCACCUCAACCAGACCCAGUAGCCCCCCCCCCCCCCCCCGACCAGGCACCGACAGGCCCUCGUAUCUGUUUCUAUGCAAAAGACUAGAGGCUGGGGCCCUUUACAGCACGCCAAACCCGACUCUGGAAUGAGCUUGGCAAACCCUGACACUUGUCCCUGGUGGGCUCCUGUAAGCACUUCGGCUUGGCCACCGUUUCUGUAAAGUCAGGCGAAGCCACCAGAACACUGUCGUAUACUUAAAGUCCGAACACUUUUAUCAAAAGGUCGAACUUUCUCUCUGCGCUGACGACACUUCUGUCCAGCUUGAUCUCAGGGUUGGGGAGUUGAUGAUUCCAAGCACGAGAUGCAGCUCUCCGUAUCUGUCCUUUCUACUGUGAGAGCGAAGUCUUAGAUUUAAAGGCCAUCUGUGUAACAAUCUGUACAGACCUCAUGCCUCGAACUUAAUCCUGAUUGGAGGAGAAAAGGCUUGUAUUCAAUCCUUUUCUCGAAAGGUGGCCUACAGCUGCUGUUUGGAGGCCUAUUAUUGCAUGUACAAGAUGCCAAUGUAACGUGCCAAUAUAAAUUUGCUGUGUCAUACCGUGUCUUUGUAGACAGCACUUCUGUUCUUUACUCGGAGGAGCUUUGAUAACCUUUGCGGAGGGUGCAGCGGGGGACAGGAGGGAACAAACAAAUGGGCGGCAGCAUCACACCCUGAAAUGACUGAGAUUUUUUUUUUUUUUAUGCUUUUGUGGGGAACACCCCAUGCUAAGGAGAGAGUCUACUCAGUUGGGGGUUCCAGUUUGCUACAGUGCACAGUUGCUGAUGGGUAAUCCCGGGUACAUAUUUUUUUAAAACCAAAAAUGAAAUCGCAUUUUAACGUCAUUUUUAUGAAGUUUGACAUAAAAAUCUUAAAAAUGCUAAAAAAUCUAAAUGAAAAAAAAAAAAAGAUCUAUAAUAUGUUAAAGCUCUGCACUUAUAGCUGAAACGUCUCCGGCCAUCAGCUUCUACUACCACCAUCUAAAAGGGGUAGACCAGUGGCCGGGGUGCCUUUUUUGUGGAUGCUGUAUUUAUCUUGUUUUUAUGUUUGUGUCCUGCUCAAAGCGGGCCCACUGAACUGUACAUUUCCACAGACCCAGAUGGCUUGGGCCCACUGCAUCAGCCUCAACUCCGCUCACUCUGCAUCAGCAAGAGGGGAGGAGGCACAUUUCAAGAGGUACAAAGUCUUAAAAAUCAUUUAAAGAAAAAAUGUUUGAAAAUUUAAAAAAAAUAAAAAUAACAAGAAAACGGGAAAAGGCUACCUUUCAGGACUUGCAGUCCUGCAGCACACAAGCAAAAAUCACUAUUGCCUGUUUCUGUAACUGCCUUGAUCCAAGCUCAGACAGACCCAAUAGCCGAGGACCUCCCAGCAUCCUGUACUAACUGGAGAACCCUGACAGUGAAGGGGGUUUCCCAUGCUGCACCAGCAUCGAGAGGGUCUCCUCUCUACAGCUCUGUUCUAGAUAACAGUAUAUAAUGUAUGUAUACACUACAUAUAUGUAUAUGUAUAUACUGUGAGUGUGGUGUGUAGUAUCACCUCUUCUGACUUCUUGGAUCGUAACCUCUGAAACUUUUCGUUUUUGUUUGAAAAGGUCUUGGUUUGAUACACCUGAAAAUGAGCAAUAUGUAUUUUCCCCGCAAAUAAGUGACACAAAGGAAAGAAUUAGGGUCGGGUGUAAACAGAUACUUGAUUGAUUGAAAGCUGCGUCGUUGUUCUACGGAGUUGGAUAUGCACGUUCUGGUUUUGAUGACAUAUUACAGUACUUUGAAGUGCUCGUACUGUAUAUGUGUUUGUUAGUUAGGCCAACCGGAAUCCCCUGGUUUGAUGCAUAUUUUACCCAGUUGAUGAGAGAAAAAAAAAAUCAAACAUAUCAAAACAAAACAUCGAACACAAAUACUUGAAUCAUGGAGCGCCAAUAUCUUAAUGUGAAGUCAGUAAUUCUUUAUAUUUUUUUGUUCUCUCCGUCUGACAGGUACACUUAGGGGCUUUUUAGAGAAUAUCAAAAAUGUAUUGCAUUAAGUUACAAAUACAAAAUCUCUGAAAAAAAAAAUGCAAAAGUCAUCUUAGAUGUGUGCUUGAAGGUCAGAUGUUUGUAUGAAUGUGUGCGCACAAGACCGUGCGCACAGGGCACAGGGCCUGCUGUUAUGUUCCACUCAGUAUGUUAUAUUUUGUCUGUUUUUAUCUUUUCAUUUGUGUCGUUACUUUGUCAAAAACUAUUCUGAUAGACGUUAUCUUCUAACGUUGCACUGAGUGUCUUCUACCCCUCACUCAGCUAAUCGUAGGUAAACGAGUCUAAGUACGGAGGGGAGAUGGUGACAAUUCACGUGUUCAUGUUUACUCAAGGACUUAAUGGAUUUUUUUGAUUCUAUCUGUAAAAAGUUUAUCUACCUUAUAGUGGCUUUUAUUGUGGAAUAAUCCAGUACAAGGGUUAUCAUUGAGUAUUGCACCAUUUUGUUCCAGUUAUACAAUAAAAAUAAGAAAAAAAAAAACUACAAAAAAAAAGACAAAAACUUAAAAAAUGGGGAAAAAACAAAGAACUGUUGCCAUAGAUAGCUGUAGAAGGACUAGUAAUCCCUAUGUUAACUUCAUGUGGAAAUGGAAAAGGGAUAAGAGUGUGGGAGGUGAGUUUGUUACAAGACUCAUUUCAGAGGUGCCUAUCUUUUCUGUUCUCGUUUUUUGCAAAAGCCACUCGUCGUUUACAAGCAUUUCAUGUGUCUGAAGUUCAAGGAAAUAGAAAUUUAUAAACAGGAAUGUUGUGUGAAAAACAAAUGAAAAAAGAAAAAGGACAAAUUUCCUCUACCAUCAAACAUGGACAUGAAAAAACCUUGCAAAAUGAAGAUUUAUGCUUCUUUUCAGAACUCUGGGAUUGAUCAGUGUUGUGUCAUACUUCAGAUUUUGAUUUCUCAUUUUAUUUUUUUUCUCGAUGUUGACAGACUAUCUCUGUGUGUUGAGUUGUGAUUUUAUGUUUCCUGUAAGCGACGGCGUUUGCUUACGAUCUUGCACACUCAUUAAAAAAGAUGUGGAUUUUGUCUCAGGAAGGCCAGGG
Messenger RNA from Platichthys flesus (European flounder), 11880 nucleotides. RefSeq names its product trinucleotide repeat-containing gene 6C protein-like. Gene Ontology annotation, biological process: positive regulation of nuclear-transcribed mRNA poly(A) tail shortening; miRNA-mediated post-transcriptional gene silencing. The record is from RefSeq and is a predicted model, not a curated record. Gene Ontology annotation, molecular function: RNA binding; protein binding. The transcript is spliced from 22 exons. Lineage: Eukaryota; Metazoa; Chordata; Actinopteri; Pleuronectiformes; Pleuronectidae. Bases 444 to 6131 code for a protein of 1895 amino acids. Gene Ontology annotation, cellular component: P-body; nucleoplasm.